This is a messenger RNA of Candidula unifasciata, 431 nucleotides long. Lineage: Eukaryota; Metazoa; Mollusca; Gastropoda; Stylommatophora; Geomitridae. The record is from the annotation of a GenBank genome assembly.
UAAAAGAAACAAUGAAUAAGUCCCUUUACACGACGAAAGAGGAGAAAUCUCUAGGGGCUGCAAUAAUAGAUGAAGCAGUAGUAGAAAUAUUCAUGUAUGUCAUGGUAAGUGGACUGUGUCAGUUGAUAAACCUUUUUGGUAUUGUCACAAACAUUUUUAAUAUCAUCUGUUUUGUGAAACAAGGCUUCAAAGACACGGUCAACAUCUCACUGCUUGGUCUAUCAAUCUCUGAUUUGUGCUGCCUCAUCACCAUGAUGUGUACAUGUAUUCUGUUAAUGCCAGCCCUUAUGAAUGCAGAUCUGCCAUUUGGGAGUUUUGAAGUGAUGUACCUUGUGUCAGCAUUACCACAUUUAGAUUUCACCAGAGCGAGCAGUUGUAUCACAGCUAUGAUUACGCUGACGAAGUGCAUAAGUGUAGUAGACCCGUUAAGA